Molecule: messenger RNA, 3020 nt
Organism: Myotis brandtii (Brandt's bat)
Lineage: Eukaryota; Metazoa; Chordata; Mammalia; Chiroptera; Vespertilionidae
Gene: GNS
Product: glucosamine (N-acetyl)-6-sulfatase
Exons: 14
Biological process (GO): glycosaminoglycan metabolic process
Molecular function (GO): glycosaminoglycan binding; N-acetylglucosamine-6-sulfatase activity
Source: RefSeq, a predicted model, not a curated record
UGCUGCCUGGGGGGCUCCCGGGCGGCGGCGGGCUCUCGGAGGCCCAACGUGGUGCUGCUGCUCACCGACGACCAGGACGAAGUGCUCGGCGGCAUGACACCACUAAAGAAAACCAAGGCUCUCAUCGGAGAGAUGGGGAUGACUUUCUCCAGCGCUUAUGUGCCAAGUGCUCUUUGCUGCCCAAGCCGUGCCAGUAUCCUGACAGGGAAGUACCCACAUAAUCAUCACGUUGUUAACAACACUUUAGAGGGAAACUGCAGUAGUAAGUCUUGGCAGAAGAUCCAAGAACCAAAUACUUUCCCAGCAAUUCUCAGAUCAAUGUGUGGUUAUCAGACCUUUUUUGCAGGAAAAUACUUAAAUGAGUAUGGAGCCCCAGCUGCUGGUGGGUUAGAGUACGUUCCUCCGGGAUGGAGCUACUGGUAUGCCUUGGAGAAGAAUUCUAAGUACUAUAAUUACACCCUCUCCAUCAACGGCAAGGCACGGAAGCAUGGUGAGAACUACAGUGUGGACUACCUGACAGAUGUUUUGGCUAAUAUCUCGUUGGACUUCCUGGACUACAAGUCCAACUUUGAACCAUUCUUCAUGAUGAUCUCCACUCCAGCGCCUCACUCGCCUUGGAUAGCCGCACCCCAGUACCAGAAGACCUUCCAGAAUGUCUUUGCACCAAGGAACAAGAACUUCAACAUCCAUGGAACGAACAAGCAUUGGUUAAUUAGGCAAGCCAAGACUCCAAUGACUAAUUCUUCGAUACAGUUUUUAGAUAAUGCAUUUAGGAAAAGGUGGCAAACUCUACUCUCAGUUGAUGACCUUGUGGAGAAACUGGUCAAGAGAUUGGAGUUCAUCGGGGAGCUCGACAACACUUACAUCUUUUAUACUUCUGACAAUGGCUACCACACAGGACAGUUUUCUUUGCCAAUAGACAAAAGGCAGCUGUAUGAGUUUGAUAUCAAAGUUCCACUGUUGGUUCGAGGGCCUGGGAUCAAACCAAAUCAGACAAGCAAGAUGCUCGUUGCCAACAUUGACUUGGGUCCUACUAUUUUGGACAUCGCUGGCUACAACCUGAAUAAGACCCAGAUGGAUGGGAUGUCUUUAUUGCCUAUUUUGACAGGCGUCAGUAAUGUGACUUGGCGAUCGGACGUCCUGGUGGAAUAUCAAGGAGAAGGUCGUAAUGUCACUGACCCAACAUGUCCUUCCCUGAGUCCUGGAGUAUCUCAAUGUUUCCCAGACUGUGUGUGUGAAGAUGCUUAUAACAACACGUAUGCCUGUGUGCGGACCAUGUCAGCACGGUGGAACUUACAGUACUGCGAGUUUGACGACCAGGAGGUGUUUGUAGAAGUCUAUAACCUGACUGCAGACCCGCACCAAAUCACUAACAUUGCUAAAAGUAUCGACCCGGAGCUUCUAGGAAAGAUGAACUAUCGGCUGAUGAUGCUGCAGUCCUGUUCUGGACCAGCCUGUCGCACUCCAGGGGUUUUUGACCCCGGAUACAGGUUUGACCCUCGUCUCAUGUUCAACAAUUACAGUGGCGGCAGGACUCGAAGGUUUUCAAAACACCUUCUGUAGAGACCUCUGCACACCUGUCUGAUGAAGUGAGUGUAGUAGGUGUCUGUAGCUAGUCUUCAAGACCACGCCUGGAAGAGUUUCGGGACUGGCUUGUAAGUCCUGUUUUGAAAAGCACCCCAAUCAGCCUACCUUCCUGUGCAAUGUGUUAAACUGUGAACGCUGCCCGUCUGUCAGGAGCAGCCAUCCCCAGUCCCUCCAUUCAGCUGACACGACUGCUCCUGAGGUCUGUGUUCUCGUCAUACCCUUUCUGUUCUGGGGUCGCUCCCCAGGUGGUCAAAGUCUGAAUUUGUAAAUCCGUUCAGAAAAAUGUGUUUGGUAUACAGCAUGACCUAAAAAUGAAAGGACCUGCAUAGCAUUUCAGAUUGAGCACUUGACUCUCAAAAAGUACUAACGUCACAUGGCUUGAAGAAUAACUAUCAGAACUAAAUCAUCUAAUUAAGAACAAGUACCAUUGCUUUCAGAGUAGCAGAAAUAUGUUGUUUAUAGUAUCUACCCAUCACGAUGUGAUAAGUCGCAAAUUCAAAACAUGUCAACCAAGCUCUGUUCAUUUUUUGGGUCUGGACUGGCACACACCGAGCUAGAACAGAAGCUUUUGGUAAAGGCUCAUUGCAGGUAGUUUUCGAAGGUGAGAGCCAUCUGUUUUCCAGGGGCUGCUCACCAUGUGGAGGCUCAGGUAACACCGGGGUGGAGAAGGGUGUGUUUGAGGGCCUUCUGGAGAGGGGCACUCGGGUUGACAGGUGGAAGGGCCCGCGUUGGGAUGCAGUAAGUGCCUGACCAGCAGGGAGUCUGGGUUUCAGUCCCGGGCCGCAGUUGUUUUGACUCUCUCUGCAUUUUGCUGACACUCUAUCUGUUCAUUUGUUAAGAUAUAAAAUUUUUAUAGUUGAUGCACAGCUUAGUUUUUCCACAGUUUGUGGAGUCUUGUGUAAUUUGGGCCCCAUUCACUAUUCUCAUUAAAACCAGAUCUUGUUGAGAUUUCCUCACUAUUUAGAACUUACAUAUUUUUGUUUCUUGACUCAAGCGCAUUUCCACCAUUUUCUUCACAAGAAGGUUAAUCAGUGGUGGGACAGCAAGGAAGGAGGAAAAGCUGUGGUUUGUAACCUGUUCAACUCAGGCAAUAGUGAUUUAGCUUUAUUUAGGGUCGUAGGCUGAGCGUUAAGCACUUUGUAAGACGUGGUCGUAAGCAGCUUUCCUAUCAGAAUCCCAGAUAGCCAUUGGGUUUAUUCCUUUACCUCACGCAGUCCAUUAACUGGUGGUAUUUAGAGGUGAAAUUGGCAAACGAAAUGGACACCGCUGCUGUGAAAUUAUAAAAAUUUGUAACUAAAAGCAAACUACAAUGUGGAAUAUGGGUUUCGGCUUCAUUCUACAGUUUUGAUUCUUAACAUUUCUCAGUCAACUUCCACAUUAAUGAAAGUUGGCCAUAACUAUUCCCGAAUAAAAAGAAACCGACUCUUACCAGG